Messenger RNA from Saccostrea cuccullata (small rock oyster), 1642 nucleotides. RefSeq lists its product as uncharacterized. The coding region runs from base 262 to 834 and encodes 190 amino acids. The record is from RefSeq and is a predicted model, not a curated record. The transcript is spliced from 6 exons. NCBI's taxonomy places the organism in Eukaryota, Metazoa, Mollusca, Bivalvia, Ostreida, Ostreidae.
GUACAGCAACAUGUAACAGCUGUCAUCAUAUCGAGUUGUGUCAUUUUUUUUCUUCAGUUUUUAUGCUUCAGCCUGAACAAAGAAUUCGCAAGAGGACAAAAUACGAAAAAUCGAUCUAUUCUGGUACAGAUAGUUAAUUGAACGUAUUUGCUGAAAUGAUAACUCAUAAAUUUUAGAGAGAAAAAAAAACGUUGAACAUUGGACUAAAUCAGAUGGGACUUUAGAUAAUGAUUCAGCGAUAGUACAGCAAUAUGGCAUAAAAUGACGACGACUGCGGGAGAAAAGGACCGCAUUUUGACAGCAUCCCCCACGAAAACCCCGCCCUUUCUACGCCACAUCACAAUCAUUGCAAGAUUGUCAACGCUGGCGACACUGGCCGUAAUGUGGGCAGCAGCUGUAUACGUUGUACAGGACAAAGAAACACACACUCAAUAUGUUGGAUUUUAUUUGAUUGGAGCAUCUACGGUUGUGACAUUUUUUGAACUAGCAUGGAUUAUCAAUAAAUCUGUCUGCUGCAAACAGGAGGGGUGCUGUUGUGCCUGCUGGCAGAUCGUCAUGUGGAUGGACAACUGGAAGAAGGGGAUCCUCUACCUCCUCAUCUCCAUCCCCGUCUUCCUGGAGGGAAUGAGGAUCAUUCUAGGGAUAAUUAGUGGUUUUCUUCUUAUUUUAUGUGGAUUGUUGUACAUAUUAAAGACAUUCAAGGAGGGUAUAGUUUACACAGUGACAGAGACGAGAUACAUCCCGACCCCCACACCAUCAAUUAAUAUAGUAACUCACGAGAUCUACACACAGACAGAGGACAGUGAAUACUAUAAAGAAUUAACAGGUCACUGAUGACCAAACAGUAUUAUUAUUAUUAUAGUAUUUAUAGUAAAUUUAAAAUUCUUACAUUAUGACAUACAGUAUAAACACAUUUGGCUGAAGGGACUUUCAUAUAUGUACACCAUUUAUUAUACCUGUAUAACUAUAAAAGAUAUGAUUUUAUUUAUAUUCAGAUCCCCCUGUUUUAACUCUUUUUUUAACCACAAGUGUCCACAUGACUUAGGCCUAUUAAAACUCUGACUAUAUUUUUUCGUGGCUGAUAUUUGUUGUCUUCAAUAUUUGGUUCAUUUUUUGUGAGUUGUAAAAUUGAGAGAAACCAAAGAAAAUUGUCAAGUUAUUACUAUAAAAUGAGUCCCAAAUUGUUAUGCAUAUACUUUGAUGUUUACACAUUCAACAAAGUCAAGAAAAGUUGAAAUAUUUAUUUGUCAUCAAUUUAAGACAAAACUGUAUACAUGAUAUAUCAUUUAAUAAAAAAAAAAUAAUAAUAAGGCAAUAAAUAAACUUUCUUUUUAAAAAAUGACAAUAUUUGGCAGAACAGUUACUUUAAAGGAAUAAAAUGAUUUUAAUAUACAUGUAUGCUUUUUUACCCUUAGACAAUGUAAAAAAAAAAAGUCCUGUAUUGCACCUUUCAAUUAAAUUGACAGAGCUUUUGGAUUUCACAUACAAAAAUAUACUUGUCAUUGGGAGAAUAUUCACAUUUGUAGAACAUUUUAUCUAUGUCACAUUAUAAUGCCAUAUGAUUGUGAUGGAAAAAUAUUUAUUAUAUAAUAGUACAUGUACCUUCUAAAAUAUUUUGUUGGCACUUAUUGUAACUAUUAUU